AUGUCUGCUCCAGCCAACAAUUACAAAGUCGCCGAUAUCUCCUUGGCUGCCUUCGGCAGAAAGGAUAUCGAAUUGUCCGAGAACGAAAUGCCCGGUUUGAUGGACAUUAGAAAACGUUACGGUGCUCUCAAACCUUUGAAGGGUGCUAGAAUCGCCGGUUGUUUGCACAUGACGAUUCAAACCGCAGUUUUGAUUGAGACUUUGGUUGAGCUCGGUGCUGAGGUCACCUGGUCUUCUUGUAACAUUUUCUCGACCCAGGACCACGCUGCUGCUGCCAUUGCUGCUGCUGGUGUCCCCGUGUUCGCAUGGAAGGGUGAGACCGAUGAGGAGUACUUGUGGUGUAUUGAACAACAAUUGUUCGCUUUCAAGGACAACAAGAAGUUGAACUUGAUUUUGGACGAUGGUGGAGACUUGACCUCUUUGGUUCACGACAAGUACCCUGAGAUGUUGGAUGACUGUUACGGUUUGUCUGAGGAAACCACCACCGGUGUCCACCACUUGUACAAGAUGUUGAGAGACGGUAAGUUGAAGGUUCCUGCCAUCAAUGUUAACGAUUCCGUUACCAAGUCCAAGUUCGACAACUUGUACGGAUGCAGAGAGUCGUUGAUUGACGGUAUUAAGAGAGCCACCGAUGUGAUGAUCGCCGGUAAGGUUGCCGUUGUUGCUGGUUUCGGUGACGUUGGUAAGGGAUGUGCUAUGGCCUUGAGAGGUAUGGGAGCCAGAGUUAUCGUCACCGAGAUCGACCCUAUCAAUGCUCUUCAAGCUGCUGUUUCCGGUUACCAAGUUUGCCCUAUGGAAGAAGUUGCUUCCAUUGGUCAAAUUUUCGUCACCACCACUGGUUGUCGUGACAUUCUUACCGGUGUCCACUUUGAACAAAUGCCAGAAGACGCCAUUGUUUGUAACAUUGGUCACUUUGACAUCGAAAUUGACGUCGCUUGGUUGAAGGCUAACGCCAAAUCUGUUGUCAACAUCAAGCCUCAAGUCGACAGAUUCUUGAUGAAGAACGGUCGUCACAUUAUCUUGUUGGCCGAGGGUAGAUUGGUCAACUUGGGAUGUGCCACUGGUCACUCCUCGUUCGUCAUGUCUUGUUCUUUCUCCAACCAGGUAUUGGCUCAAAUCGCUUUGUUCAGAUCCGAGGACAAGGAAUUCAAGGCCAAGUUCCCCGAGUUCGCCAAGAUCAACAAGUUUGACCUCGGUGUGCACUUGUUGCCAAAGAUCUUGGAUGAGCAGGUUGCCAAGUGCCACUUGGACCACUUGGGUGCCAAGUUGUCUGUCUUGAGCGAUGUUCAAGCCGAGUACUUGGGUUUGCCAAAGGAAGGUCCAUUCAAGGCUGACAUUUACAAGUACUAA
This is a messenger RNA of Meyerozyma guilliermondii ATCC 6260, 1350 nucleotides long. RefSeq names its product adenosylhomocysteinase (gene SAH1). NCBI's taxonomy places the organism in Eukaryota, Fungi, Ascomycota, Pichiomycetes, Serinales, Debaryomycetaceae. The record is from RefSeq and is a predicted model, not a curated record. The coding region runs from base 1 to 1350 and encodes 449 amino acids. Gene Ontology annotation, molecular function: adenosylhomocysteinase activity. Gene Ontology annotation, biological process: L-methionine cycle. Gene Ontology annotation, cellular component: cytosol. The transcript has a single exon.